AAAAUGAAGACCUCACAGUUAUUAGCAUUUACCAUAAUUUGUUUUGCCUUCAGUACAGAAUUCUUGAUUGGCAUAGCUUCUACAGCAGCACCUGAACCAGUGCUUGACAUCUCAGGCCAGAAACUGAGAACAGGUGUCAAGUACUACAUCUUACCUGUCUUAAGAGGCAAAGGUGGAGGGUUAACACUUACAAGCAGUGGUAACAUCAACCACAACACAUGCCCCCUUCAUGUGGUACAAGAGAAGCUUGAAGUCUUAAAAGGCCAGUCAGUUACCUUCACACCCUACAAUGCUAAAGAUGGUGUCAUCCUCACCUCAACUGAUCUCAACAUCAAGUCCUCUCUAACAAAAACUACUUGUGCCAAAGCCCCAGUGUGGAAGCUUCUCAAAGAGUUAAGUGGGGUGUGGUUUUUAGCUACUGGUGGUGUUGAAGGCAAUCCAGGUAUUGACACCAUUGUCAAUUGGUUCAAGAUUGAGAAAGCUGACAAGGACUAUGUGUUUUCUUUCUGUCCCUCAGUAUGCAAAUGCCAAACACUGUGCAGGGAACUUGGGAUAUAUGACUAUGGUGGGAAUAAGCAUUUGGCUCUUAGUGAUCAAGUUCCUCCAUUCAGAAUUAUGUUCAAAAGAGCUUAA
Molecule: messenger RNA, 633 nt
Organism: Lotus japonicus
Lineage: Eukaryota; Viridiplantae; Streptophyta; Magnoliopsida; Fabales; Fabaceae
Product: kunitz trypsin inhibitor 5-like
Exons: 2
Coding region: 4-633 (209 amino acids)
Molecular function (GO): endopeptidase inhibitor activity
Source: RefSeq, a predicted model, not a curated record